This is a messenger RNA of Halichondria panicea, 3685 nucleotides long. Its product is annotated as insulin-like growth factor 2 mRNA-binding protein 2. The transcript has 16 exons. The coding region runs from base 118 to 2664 and encodes 848 amino acids. Gene Ontology annotation, biological process: regulation of gene expression; nervous system development. Gene Ontology annotation, molecular function: mRNA 3'-UTR binding. Lineage: Eukaryota; Metazoa; Porifera; Demospongiae; Suberitida; Halichondriidae. The record is from RefSeq and is a predicted model, not a curated record. Gene Ontology annotation, cellular component: cytoplasm; nucleus; cytosol.
AAGAACUCUGGUUUAAAGCUUCAGAUUUAUAGGACAAACUGUUACUAGCUCUAUUGAUAGCUAGCUAGGUUGCACAGCUCGAAGAAAUUUAGUCUGCACUCGUCAAUCAGAUCAACCAUGACUCAAUUGUAUGUUGGCAAUCUAUCUACAGAAGGAGACGAAAAGAGCAUCAAAUCAUUAUUUGGACGGUAUGGGACUGUUAGAGAAGUACUCAUGAAGAAUGGCUAUGCAUUUGUGGAGCUUGACAAUCCAGUGUCUGCAGAUGAGGCCAUGAGAGAACUGAAUGGCUCGGACAUUCUAGGUCACCCCAUGAUAGUGGAACCAGCUCAUCAGCAAAGACCUAGUGCCAGACGCAAGUCUCCGUGUGGCAGAGUAGAGGUGACCGAGAUACCCCCUCAUCUGACGGUGCAGAAUCUGGAAGGAAUGUUCACUCAACUAGGACAAGUGCACAAGAUGGAGAUAGAAGAAGGAGAGUAUGGCAUUCGCAAGGUUGUCAUUACCUAUGAGACGCAGGAACAAGCUCAAAAAGCUGCUGGCUACUUUGGUGAAGGCAUUAGUGAUCACUCUCCAAGGGUGACGUACGUAGACGGUGGUGUCACGACAAUGCGAACCAUCUCCCCCGCCAACACCACCAUGCGUAAAGGAUCCCCCGGCCUCUCCAACUCACCCUCCAAGAACUCUGACUUCCCACUGAGGAUCCUGGUCCCCAACGAGAUGGUGGGAGCGAUCAUCGGCAAGGACGGGGCGACCAUCCGCCUGAUCACACAGCUGACAAAAGCGCGAGUGGACGUUCAUCGCCGAGAGAGCCUUGGUACCACGGAGAAGGUAUGGGCCGUGACGAUCAUUGGUCCCCCAGAGUGCUGCACUGAGGCAUGCCAUCACAUGAUGAAGAUAAUGCAGCACGAGCUCUUAGUAACCAGCGGAGUCCUUGACACCGGAAGGAUCCACGAUCCACUGCCUGUGGUGCCCCUCAAGGUACUGGCUCACAACGAGCUGAUUGGUCGCGUUAUCGGAAAGGGAGGCAACACUCUGAAGCGUAUCAUGGCAGAGUCGGGCACAAAGAUCACCAUCUCCAAACUGAAAGAGCUGACAGCCUUCAACAUGGAGCGUACCAUCACCAUUCUGGGUACCAUUGACAACUGUAAGAAGGCAGAGUCUCUGAUCAGCGCUAAACUGAGGGCCUCCUACGAGAGUGACAUGGCUCAGUUCAUACCAGCCAGCGAGCAAGGAUCCAUGUUCAACAGCCCCUCCCCCACUAAUGCUGCCACGCCCCCUAUGGGCGGUCCCAUGCCAAUGUCCUCUGAGAUCAACCACCUCAACCACCCCCAGUCACUUCCUGCCACACCCACUGCCACUAACGUCCGCACCUUCACGGAUUUCUCGGGCGAGCACACACGUCUGACUACCCUCCACGGAUCAACAGGCGCCCUCGAGGUAAACAAUCUCGGUGGAUUCAAACUUGGACCUAUGCCUCAGUCGAUGAAUGGCGGAAAUUCCGAGCGAAAGUACACACUUGAGUCUUCCAUCGAUGGAAUGGUGCAUGGAAACGGAACUGCUGGGAUGAACGAAAUGGGACAACCCGGAAUGAAUGGAUACAACGUCACCAACACGAUGGGGAUGAACGGUCACAUGACCAACGGCGGACGUGCCGAAUACACUCCUCUCAUUUCAAAACCGUCUGGAGAACCUCCACUCAUCACGAGCAGUGGGCACCGCCCCUUCAACGACAUGCACCCCACCCCCCACUCCGCAGGUCCUCUGGGUACUGUCUCGGGAAAUUUCUGCUUCAACACCGACUACGAUGACGAAAUCUCCGACGUUUUCAGCGGCCUUUCGUUCAAAGAGCCCUCUCUUGCUGCCCCCGGCUUUGGUCGCUCCAGGCUUCGUAGAAGCAGUGCCCCCGUGGGAAACAACGGGUACGCCAACGGAGGUCCGAUGAACGGGUACGGACUAUGGAGCAACUCGUUGAGCGAGCAACCUCUGCCAGAAGGUCCUGAAGAAGCUGCUAUACCACCACCACCGCCAGCUGUUCUUCGUUCCAACUCUAUGUUCCAGACGUCCUCCAACCACAGCAAUGGACCAAUGCCCAAUGGAAGCUACAACAACGGAGGGGGAUGGGUCAGCGGGAUUAUGGGCGGACUUGGAGGCGGGGCUCCACCACCACCACCGCCCCCUGCACAACAACAACAGCAGCAGCAGCAACCGACUUCGAACAUCUGGUUCGGUAAUUCUGACAGCGUUACGAGUGGCUACUCUUCGUCUGAGGCCAGCUCCCUCUCUGGAUUCAGCCCCAUCUACUCUCCCACUGCCUCUACCGGGUUUGGGUUCACCCCUGUCAGCCGUAACUCUCCGACCUCCUCCACUGGGUUCGGGUUCAUACCGAGUAGCCGCAAUUCUCCCGUGACGAUGGUGCCAUCGACUGGUGUCGGCAUGACGUUCAGCAACUCUGCGUAUAUGGACGAGAGGGACUCCAUCAGAUCACCUUUCAAGGCAUCCAUCCCCACCCCCCUCACCACGGUAACAGAGUUCUGCUCAACCACGACCUUCUCAACUGCUUACGGUGCACAAGAAGGAGAAGAGGAGGACCUUUUCAAGAGCAUCGCCUCCGCCACCCUCGGGGAGGCACACCUGCCCACCCUCACUGCCGGUGGUCAGAAGUGGUAAAGCAACCACAAACAAACUUUCUCUUUCAAGACAUUUGUCCGACUCUUCAUUCACCCAUUCACUUUGCAACCAUGUUUCGUACUCGUCAGGGAACAAAUUUUUCACAGCUCUGAAAUUCAAUCAAAAUCACUACCACACCAAACAAGCAUUUUUGUAAUCUUCAUUUCCAGCUGUUAAAGUGUAUAAGUUAAAAUUUCCCUCAAUUUUCCUUCCUUUCAUUUAUCAUUGUUCAGCAUAAUUAUUAUUUGUAGCAGCAGGUCUCAGUUCCAAUCGAUUGCCACUCUCUUAAUCUACUGUUAGUUCAGGCUUGCCCAACCCAGCAGCCAGCAUUAAUGUGUGUGUGCGUGUGCAGUGUGACCUUCAUUAAGCGUGUCACUUAAUAAUUAAUUAUUCGUUCGUAUUUACUGCCCAUUUUUCAGUUCUCUAGUAGCUGUUUGUCACAAAAACACAUCAUUUCAUAUCAUAAUCAACACUUGCGAUGUACGUACGCAUUCUCACUAUGUAUCGACACCAGUUCUCACAGGUAACAAAGAACGAAACAAACAAUCCAUUCACAAUCUGCGGCCGCUACGUUUGUCCAUCAUCCGUCAAAUUUCGGUUACCAUAUCAACUCAUAUAUAUAUAGUGAAGUCAUGCAGUUUCAUUCAUUCUACUCCCGAGUUAUUUGUCACAGCUAUGUCGUGAUCUCAGCUGCACUUACAUAUAUACGACCAUCCAUCAUCCCUUUAUAAACCACACAACACAAGAAUUCAAGAAAAUAGAUAAGAAAAAAAACAGUUUCGAAUACACUGUAUAGCCUCAGGAGUACACAUGAUUGUGUGUUCUUUCAACUUCCAAUUGAGAGAGCGAGAUUUUGUACACUUCUCAUUUUAGCGUUUCUAUUAUGUACUUAUUAAUUUUGUUGCUCCAUUUCCAGACCCAAUGUGUAACCAUAGCAACUUCGAUCCCCAAUGGUCAUUCUAACGAUUAUUUUGAGUUUUGUGAGUGUUUGAUGAUUUCAUAUUUAUCAAGAUUUCAAAAA